AUGCCGACUGUUCCUCCAAAGUCUUUCGAACACAACCCUAUCUUCACAGUCUCGGCGUUUCUUGGCUUAUUCCCCUUCGAGAAAGGACCUACUUUUGGGUUAGAUAAGUUGUUAUUCGUUUACUCUUUCGUCUUCGCCGCAGCAGUAACACUGAUCGGUGGUCUGUCCAUGCUUGAUGACCUUACUCCACUGCUUACUGAAUCCUACAACCAAGCAAUCAUACUCGCCUAUAUAGGUGGUCUCAUCCUUGUCUUUCCGUGUAGCUUGACUUGUGCCUUCCUGAAGAGAGAUGUUCUGCAACAGACGUUUCGAGCAUUGAAGGAAAUACAAUCCACGUUCGAAAAGAUUAGGUUGUCCAAGUUCAACAAAUUGACUCACCUUUUACCAUUGUUUGAUAUUUCGGUACCUUUAUUGUGCACCCUCCUUACCUACGUCACUAAUAGCAAUAUUCCUGGUACUGCAUACGGAACUUUCAACGGCCUGACUCUGAUGGGGAUGGCAUUGAUUUGUGGACAGUUGAGCUUCCUUGUUGAUCUCAUUGGUGACAUUUUCGAUGCCGGCAUUGACUUUUUAAACGAGAUGAAACUCUCUUUAAUCAUCAAACGACACAGCAAAAGAAUCUCCGAACUGGUCAAAGCCACGAACAAACUGGGAUCUGCCUCGUGUUCCCUGAACGAAGUCUACUCGGACCAGAUUCUAGUGAUGAUGUCGUUGUGCUUCUGCGGGUUUUCGAUCCACCUCUACUACAUUUCCAUGCUGGCUAGCCUCCCGGACGGCUUCAAGUUCGACCUUCUUCUCCCUCAGGUCUACAGCGUUUUGUUCUACUGCUAUGUUUCAUGGAGGGUUAAUCAGUCAUCUGCGGAAACAUCAGGAAAGAACAAGCUGAGGUUACACAUUUCGAUGAAGAGAGAGGUGGUCUUUACUGCAUGCGGCUUCUUCAACUUGGACUAUACUUUGGUACAUUCGAUGAUCGCCUCUGCAACAACGUACUUGGUCAUCUUGAUUCAGUUCGGUAAGCCUGAGACGGUGGAUCAACAGCCUCCAGCUUCAACAGCCAUGACUAACUUCACAACCUCACAAUUGUAUCUGUGA
Molecule: messenger RNA, 1092 nt
Organism: Nezara viridula (southern green stink bug)
Lineage: Eukaryota; Metazoa; Arthropoda; Insecta; Hemiptera; Pentatomidae
Source: the annotation of a GenBank genome assembly